Messenger RNA from Vitis vinifera (wine grape), 2025 nucleotides. RefSeq names its product tRNA (guanine(37)-N1)-methyltransferase 1-like. Lineage: Eukaryota; Viridiplantae; Streptophyta; Magnoliopsida; Vitales; Vitaceae. Gene Ontology annotation, cellular component: cytoplasm. The coding region runs from base 82 to 1908 and encodes 608 amino acids. Gene Ontology annotation, biological process: tRNA N1-guanine methylation. The transcript is spliced from 9 exons. The record is from RefSeq and is marked validated.
UGCAUUUUCGCGGCAAAAUUAACAUUCGCUGUUAACCAGCUAAAACCCUACCAUUUCCGAGAGUUGGGAAUCUCGGUCACCAUGGUCACCAAGCUCUUCCUCAGACCUCACUCUCUCUCCUUCACACUUCUCUCUGGAAUCCACUUGUUCCCGAAGACCUCUCUCUCUAAACCUAUUACUCUCUGUCUCCUCUCCACCACCGCAACCACCCCAAUCCUGACCUUAACCCAGACACUAGACCCGAACCUCUCCUAUGGGCCGUCUCUCCACAAAGGCACAAAACCAUUAAAUCACCAAAAUCACCAAUUAAUUGCAGCAACUCCAGGAGAAGAAGAGUGUGUUUUUGAUAAAGAAGCCUUCACUAGGGUUUUCAACCUUACAGCCAUUAGAGUACCUUCAAAGGACUGUUUCGCCCUCGAAAACCGCCUCCGAGGGCACCUUCUGAACUGGCCUCGAAUCCGGAACGUUGCUAGAGUUCCAGGGGAUGAGGUGGAAGAUGGGCUGGUGAAAUUGUUGGGAGAGAAAAGGAAUAGUAGUGACGGGAGUGAGAGUGAAGGGGAUUUUGAUUCACUGAAUAGGAGAAUUUACGGGAAAGCGGAAGGAGAUGGCGAAAUCUUGAGUCCAGUUUUGUACAGGGAUACGCUUGCCAAGACAUUUGAUUCCCAGGGUUUUGCGAAUUUUAGGAAUCUUGCAAAGUUGUCUAGGCCAAAGAAGAAGAAGAGGAGGAAGGAGGAGGAGAGGAGUGAGGGGAAGAAACGCACUGGGAAGAAUGAGUUUGCAAUGGUGGAAGUGGUUGAAGACGGGGAGGAGGGGGAAGAUUUGAGAGGGUUGCUGGGGGAGGAAUUUAAAAGGAAGAGGUGGAGAGGCUCAACAAGGUUGUUGCUUCUGGAUGAGCGGUAUGCGGAUAAAGGCGUGGAAGAGUUGCCCGAGGCAAUUAAGGCAGUGUUAAAAGAAGAUACUGGCCAAAGCAUGACAUCAACUUUUGAGCUUGUGAAAUGCAAGCUGACCUUGUUUUAUAAUUACUGGCAGAUGAAUGAGAUCUUAGAGGCCUUGCUGCCUGAAGGUAUGAUUGUUCCUUCAGCCUUUGAAAUGGUUGGGCAUAUUGCACACCUGAACCUCAGAGAUGAGCAUCUACCAUACAAGAAGCUCAUUGCAAAGGUAGUUUUGGAUAAAAACAAGCCAAAGAUACAAACAGUUGUCAAUAAGACUGAUGCCAUCCACAAUGACUACAGAACAAUGCAGCUUGAGGUUUUGGCUGGAAACCGUUCCCUUGUGACUACAGUAAUUGAGAAUGGAAUGCGUUUUCAGGUUGAUUUAGCAACAGUGUAUUGGAAUUCAAGGCUUGCAACUGAAAGACAAAGGCUCCUGAACUGCUUUACGCGCAAUGAUGUUGUUUGUGACGUCUUCUCUGGGGUUGGCCCAAUAGCUAUCUCAGCAGCAAAGAAAGUAAAGCGUGUGUAUGCUAAUGACUUAAACCCUUAUGCAAUUGAAUACCUGGAAAGCAAUAGUGUUCUCAACAAACUUGAGAGGAAGAUCAAGGUAUUUAACAUGGAUGGAAGGAGGUUCAUCAAUGCCAUGUUUACUAGUGAUAAGGCUGAGUCUAUCACACAAGUUGUUAUGAAUUUGCCUAAUGAUGCUGCCGAGUUUCUAGAUGCCUUCAGGGGAAUAUUCAGAAAGAAGUCCAGGGAUAAACAACUGAAAUUACCAAUGAUCCAUGUUUAUGGGUUCUCUAAAGCUCAAGAUCCAGAAUUUGAUUUCCAUCAGCGGAUAAGAAUUGCGCUUUCAGAGGUUGCAGUUGAUGUAGAAAUGCACAGGGUUCGACUGGUUGCACCAGGAAAAUGGAUGUUGCGGGCAUCAUUCAUCCUCCCCAAGAGUGUGGUAUUUGCAAAAGCAGUGUUAUAUAUGUAAGUAGAUUAGAUUUAGAAUUAGGGGAAUCAUAAACUAGAGCUUUGUUCCAUAAUCUGGUUUGCCAAUCAAAUUAAUUGACUUCAUUAUUGUUCCUUAUUUUUAUACUUGACAAUUAAA